Messenger RNA from Beauveria bassiana ARSEF 2860, 2217 nucleotides. RefSeq names its product Zn(II)2Cys6 transcription factor. The record is from RefSeq and is a predicted model, not a curated record. The coding region runs from base 1 to 2217 and encodes 738 amino acids. NCBI's taxonomy places the organism in Eukaryota, Fungi, Ascomycota, Sordariomycetes, Hypocreales, Cordycipitaceae. The transcript has 2 exons. Gene Ontology annotation, molecular function: zinc ion binding; DNA-binding transcription factor activity, RNA polymerase II-specific; DNA binding. Gene Ontology annotation, biological process: DNA-templated transcription; regulation of DNA-templated transcription.
AUGAGCGUACAAUCUCAGAGCGUCUCGCCCAGCUCCUCAGUCAACGCGGAAGCGACAAGCAAAGAGCCGGCAGUGUUAUCAUCAGGUCGCACAGUGGAAAAGCUCUACCAUCGCAUCCGCAGCUGUCUAGGUUGUCGAACGCGUAAAAUAAAAUGCGAUCGCCAAAAACCUUGUGAUGGCUGUCAGCGGGUGGAAGCGGACUGUGUCUAUCCAUCUGGACCAGGCAGAGCUCCGAAGAAACUUCGUCGAGCAAUUGACAAGCGCGUUAUUGAUCGAUUGGCUGAUCUCGAGGCACUGGUAAGACGCCUUGAAGAUACAGACAAGAACGUCAAGCUGGGACGCGGCUCGAGCGUGACAGGAGGGCUUUCUGCUGAUUCGACAAGACAAUUGGAACACGAAUCAAGCCCGCCAGAACAGCAAUUCGGUCGGCUUGUGAUUGACGACACACGAAGUUGCUACGUGAGCAACAUUUUGUGGGCAAGCUUGGGUGACGAGAUUGAAGAGCUGCGCGAUCUAAUCUACCAUGAGCCAGCAUCCGAGGACGACGACUUUGAUGCUGCUACUGUGGCAUCGUCUGCUAUUGAUACGCCAACUUUUGCCGGCUGUAAUGCAGCGAUAAUGGGAUUUCACGCGCUUUCGCAGUCGCUGAGGGCAUAUCACCCAGGACUAUCCCAGUCAGUGGCUCUCUUUGAGACGUUUAAACAGAAUGUCGCACCUGUGGUGCACAUUUUCCACAUGCCCACGUUGAAUACCUUUUAUUGGGAUGCCGCGGCGUCUCCCGAAUCGUUGGGCUGCAAUGCCGAGGCGUUGCUAUUCGCCAUAUACUACUCUACCGUCAUCAGCAUGGAGUCGCAGCAGUGCGAAGAGCUCCUCGGCUUUUCACGAGCGGCGGCAGUCAAGCACUAUCAAUUCGCAGUAGAACAGGCCAUGGCCCGCGCGGACCUCCUCAACACCCAGAGUGUGGUGUUGAUCCAGGCCGCAGUUUUAUUCUUGUCGGCGUUGCGAAACGAAGAUGCGUCGCGCACCGCGUGGUCAAUGACGGCGCUCAUCUUCCACAUUGCGCAAGCCAUGGGACUGCACAGAGACGGUGCCUCAUUUGGACUUUGUCCGCUGGAGAUUGAGAUACGACGACGGCUUUGGUGGCACAUCUGCCUGCUCGACAUUCGAUCAUCCGAGUACCACGGGUGCGAGCCCAUCGUCGACGAUUCCAAGUUUGACACCCGAAUGCCACUCAACAUCAACGACAGCGACUUGACGCUCGACAUGACCGAACCACCACCCGAGCGCGAGGGGACCACGGAGAUGACAUUUUGCCUCAUACGAUGUGAAGUCAUGCGCAUUGUAUGGAAGACGGGAUAUGUACCGCCAGGACUGCGACAGCCCGGUCAGAUGGCAGAGGCAUCUUCGCUUGCCGGACGUGCUGCUUUGGCCAAGAAUCUCCAGCAACGGUUAGAGGAGCAGUAUCUCAAGCAUUGCGAUACUUCAAACCCGUUUUUCCAAGCUUGCGUGACUGUUGCCCGCCUGAUCAUCGCUCGAACCUGGCUGGUGGUCUACUACCCGCUGCGACAAAAAGAGGGCGCAGAGCCCGUGCCGGGUCCGAUUCAAGACCAACUGUUUAGCAUAUCGGUCAAGGUUCUCGAAUUGUCAUGCCAGCUGCUCACCAACCCCGUCUUUGCACCAUGGACAUGGCACUCCAAGACGCACGUUCAGUGGCAUGCGGUGGCUUUUGUCCUGUCCGAGAUUUGCUCGCGGCCGCCAUCGCCUGAUGGCGACCGCGCGUGGGAGUAUGCGCAAACUGUCUACAGCCGAUGGAAGAUGAAAGAGCACAAGGGCACUCUCUGGCGGCCCAUCAAGCGGCUCAUGGCCAAGGCGCAAUACGUACGCGAAACGCAAAAGAGCAAAUCUUCGGCUGUCAAGUCCCAUUGGCGAGUAGAUGGGAUGACCACGGCAAUACCAAAAGGUUGUACAGAGUCCACUGCGAGUGGCAAUCCGAGCCUCGAGGGAGGGUCAAACCCAGCUACUGUCAAAGAAAUCACUGCGGAUUUCUGGGCUCUGCCAACAGAGUCCUUUGAUUCAUGCCUAGAGAGCUUGAGUAGAACUGAUUUGAUGGCGCCAGCUCUCGAGUAUGCGUACCAAGUUGGCACUGAUUUUAACCUGACAGACUUUACGGUCAGUCCCAUGGACAUGGUGUUUGAGAUGAAUGAGUUUACGCCGUGA